Messenger RNA from Trichomonas vaginalis G3, 741 nucleotides. RefSeq names its product phosphatidate phosphatase protein. Gene Ontology annotation, molecular function: phosphatidate phosphatase activity. The transcript has a single exon. Lineage: Eukaryota; Parabasalia; Trichomonadida; Trichomonadidae. Gene Ontology annotation, biological process: phospholipid metabolic process. The record is from RefSeq and is a predicted model, not a curated record. The coding region runs from base 1 to 741 and encodes 246 amino acids.
AUGGGAUUCCUCUUAUAUAUUCGCAAAUUUUGCAUCUUAGAUAUAAUAACAGUAAUUGGCCUUCUCGUUGCUGGAUAUUGCAUUGAAUAUGCACCAUUAAAAUCUCAAAAUUAUCCUUGGGCUUACUCAUUCAUUGAUCAAAAAACGAAAUUAGGUAUCUUUUCGUAUGGCUACUUGUGUAUCUUUACAUACGGAAUCGGAUCAGCCUUAAUUAUUUUACUUACCUUAAUUUUCCAAUCUUAUUCUUACAUUCUCAAAAAUAUAACUUCGUACUUAUUUUCGAUUUCAUUUUCAUGCUUUGUUACGUCAAUCAUCAAGAAAAUCGUCCAACGACCAAUGCCUGAUACAGAACAAAUUUGCACUGUCGCAUCCGUUGAUGUUUGCUCAUUCUAUCUAACAGGACAUGAUCUUAUUGCACAAUUUACAUCAUUCCCAUCACGCAGUGCAUGCGAGGCAGCAGCUUCUGGUAUUUUUCUCACAAAUGUACUGAUCGACUAUUGGAAAUCAGAUUCAAUGUUCUCAGCUCUAUUUAAAGUCAUACCAAUUGUAUGGUCUUUAAUAGUUGGAGCCGUUGAAAUCGUUUGUCGCCGCGCAUAUCCAGAUGAUGUACUUGCCGGAUUAUUACUUGGCUCUUUGGUAGCAUACUUCUCAUACAAGAACCUCAAAUUACAGGGGAUUUUAUCUCCUGAGCGAAAAGAAGAAAGUCAAUCUUCUAUUAUUCCUCGUUAUAUGUAUUUAUAA